Molecule: messenger RNA, 897 nt
Organism: Malaclemys terrapin pileata
Lineage: Eukaryota; Metazoa; Chordata; Testudines; Emydidae
Gene: HSPB1
Product: heat shock protein family B (small) member 1
Exons: 3
Coding region: 86-733 (215 amino acids)
Biological process (GO): response to heat; protein refolding
Molecular function (GO): protein folding chaperone
Source: RefSeq, a predicted model, not a curated record
GCAGCUCUAGAGAGACGCGGGCGCUCGCUCCCCCUCCAGCCACAGCAGCGAGGCCGGACCGUCGGGGAAGGGCAGGAAGCGCGACAUGGCAGAGCGCCGGGUGCCCUUCACUUUCCUCCGCAGCCCCAGCUGGGACCCCUGGCGGGACUGGUACCUGGGCAGCCGGCUCUUCGACCAGCCCUUCGGCCUGCCCCAAAUUCUUGAGGACUGGGGCAAGUGGCCGAGCAGCACCAGCUGGCCGGGUUACCUCCGCCUGUUGCCCAGCCAGGCGGCCGAGCCGGUAGCCGUCGCCAGCCCCAUCGUCACCUCGCCAACCUCCCCCAACCCGGCCUACAGCCGGGCCCUGAGCCGCCAGCUGAGCAGCGGCGUCUCGGAGAUCCGGCAGACCUCGGACGGCUGGAAGGUUGCCCUGGACGUCAACUACUUUGCCCCGGAGGAGCUGCUGGUGAAGACCAAGGAUGGCGUGGUGGAGAUCACCGGCAAACACGAGGAGAAGCAGGACGAGCACGGCUUCAUCUCCAGGUGCUUCACCAGAAAAUACACCCUGCCCCCUGGCAUCGACGCCACCUCGGUCCGCUCCUCGCUCUCCCCGGACGGCAUGCUGACGGUGGAAGCCCCCCUGCCCAAGCCGGCCAUCCAGUCCGCCGAGAUCACGAUCCCCGUCACCUUUGAGAGCCAUGCCCAGAUCACCCCGACGGAUACCAAAAAGCCUGAGGAAGCUGCCAAGAAAUAAGCAGGCACCUGGCACGGAGGAAGAUCACGGCCCGUCUGGUGCCACUUGCACCCCAAAACCAUGUUUUGUUUUAUUUUUAUUUUGUACUAGCACAUUCACUGAGUUGCCCAAAUAAAUCUGAAAAAAAAAAAAAAAUCCAAUAAACCAACCCCUGGCUGCCUCUC